Messenger RNA from Lodderomyces parapsilosis, 3042 nucleotides. RefSeq lists its product as uncharacterized. The record is from RefSeq and is a predicted model, not a curated record. Lineage: Eukaryota; Fungi; Ascomycota; Pichiomycetes; Serinales; Debaryomycetaceae. Gene Ontology annotation, molecular function: calcium:proton antiporter activity. The coding region runs from base 1 to 3042 and encodes 1013 amino acids. Gene Ontology annotation, cellular component: membrane; endomembrane system. The transcript has a single exon. Gene Ontology annotation, biological process: intracellular calcium ion homeostasis; calcium ion transmembrane transport.
AUGUCUACACCGAUCGUUGGGGGGCUGUCGAAGCCCAAUACUCAAAGAGCGUUCAGCAGCGACGACCAUCGUGAACCAGGCUCGUCGGCAGUGCUGCUUGCUGGAAGCACUACGAGAAAUAGAUCAACGAGUGUUCAAAGAAGAAAAUCGAAACCAUCUUUGAUUAAACAUGGAAGUGUCAGUCACCCAAAGUUGAUAUACUCAGUUGAUGAUGAUAUCAACGAACAAGCAGAUGAGAACGGUGAUGGAAGUGAUGGAGCAGAACACGACAAUAAAAUCAAAAACGACAAAGAUUAUCUUGAAGGAUAUAAUGACGCAUUGAGGGCAUUUCACCACAGGAAAAGCAGUAAGAGUCCAAUGAGACUGUAUCAAGACAUUUCCGAGAGAACACCGUUGCGUACGCCUGAUGAAUUGGUAGACAUUGAAUCCGUAAUUGCUAGAGAUUUGCAAGAGGCAGAACAAAACAUUAAAAGACUAAAAGCCACAGACCCAAAACGAUUUGGAAGUGUUGAUAAGCUAGACUUAGUUGCAGAUCGUCAAGGUGGAGACGCUGAUGAGGAUGGAGACGAUGACGUAGAUGUCGAUGAAAAUGGAUCUAUACACUCAAACUCAUCCACUGAGUCAUUGAAUUUGAAAGAUAGGCAAAACGCCAUCAAUGAAACCCAUCCCUUUGGUAUAAAGAUUUGGAAACCUUCAUUGUACAAGAAGAAAAGAUCGGUGGCAACGAGAGCUGAUGAGGAUAUUCAUGAUUUUGACCCACGGCGGCCAACUUCGUCCAGAAUCUUCUGGGGUGUUAGAUUGACCAAUUUGAUUUGGAGUUUAACAGCCGGUUUGUUGAUGUACGUGGCGUGCCUAAUUGGAGCACUAUUUGUCUUUGUAUUCUCAGGCUUUGCGAUAAGUUCCGGUCUGAGAUUGUACGUUAGAGCAUUUCUAAGAUUGGGGAGAUAUUGGCUCUAUCCAUUUGGGAAAUUCGUGCUCUUGAAUAAGGAGAAAAACUACAUGGAUGAGGACCAGUUGGAGGGUAGAACCUUGAAUGAGUUUCAUCAAUGGAGAUUACAAGAAGAAGGACGACUCUUUUUUGCUCCACCUCGACGUUACACUGGCUCCGCAGAGGAAUCAGCACCAUUAAUGAAAGAUCACAAAGGUAGACCUUUGAGGGAUGCCUACAACUCAUUGGCAACUGACAAUGAACACAAUGAACGACAACUUGAUGGAGAUGAAGACGAUAAUGAUGAAAGCAACGAUAUCAAGGUUAGAUUCUUUGGCCGUGGGGAUUGGACAGCUGGGAGGAUUGCAUUUUAUUUGUUCUUUUACCUCAUUGUGCAGCCCAUCUCCUAUUUUUUUGGUUUCCUCAGUUGGUUAAUUGUAUUUGCUAUACCCAUGGCUAACAUCACGUCUACAUUGAAUGACCACGUCAGACGUCAUCCAUUGGCAUUAGAUUUUGAGCUGGAAAAAGAAUACUACAAGAGAAGAGAAAAAGAUCCGUCAUUGAAGAAAAAGAAGCAAGUGAUAUUGUUGUGUACUUACAGAUGUUGUGGUUGGCAUUACUACAAAUACACUAUCGACGGUACAAAUAUCUUUUUCAUAAACUUGCUUUUCAUGGUCUUGUUUGUCAUUGUCGAUUUCUAUUUCUUGAAGGAGUCUUUGCAUUGGGAUUCAGUUUUGACUGACUCGAAUAUCAUUUUCUGCUUAUGUUUGUUUUCAAUUAUACCAUUGGCAUACUUUAUCGGGCAAGCUGUAGCAUCAAUUUCAGCGCAGUCUUCAAUGGGUGUUGGUGCCGUUAUAAAUGCAUUCUUUUCAACCAUUGUCGAGAUUUUCCUUUAUUGUGUUGCUUUAAAUCAAUCAAACGGAAAGUUGGUUGAAGGUUCCAUGAUUGGAUCAAUACUUGGUGGUGUGUUACUCCUUCCUGGGUUGUCCAUGUGUGGAGGUGCAUUGAAGCGAAAGACACAGAGGUACAAUCCUCGCUCUGCUGGGGUAUCCUCCACCAUGUUACUAUUUGCAAUGGUUACCAUGUUUGCUCCGUCGUUGUUUUACCAAAUUUAUGGCUCGUAUGAGAUAAAAUGCAGCGGAUGCGAUGAAGGGAGCGGUAUUGAUGAUUGUAAUAAGUGUCGUUUUACUCAACCAUCUUUUACAUUAGACCCAUUAUACUACAAAGUUGUCAAGCCAUUUUCACUUAUUGUUGCUGUUGCAUUAUUUGCAGCAUACGUAUGUGGGUUGUUUUUCACCUUGAGGACCCAUGCGUCAUUAAUUUGGGCAACAAACUCCCAUGAAGCAGUUAAGAAGGAAGAACAUCCAAGAACCCCUAGUGUCGUAAGUGUAGCUGGUUUGGAUCAAAGCAAACAGCAGCAACUACAACAACAACAACGAUCCUCAUCCCAGCAAAGGUUGUCGAUAGCACCACCUCGUAAUAUGGAGAGACGCUCUGUUGAUAGUGUAGUCUCGACUUCAGAGGCUGACAUUACUAAAGAAGCCAAAGAGGACGUGGAAGAAGGUGGUGGUCAUGAUGCUCCUAAUUGGUCGAAAAAGAAGUCAACUAUAAUCUUGCUAGGAGCCACUGUUUUGUAUGCCAUCAUCGCUGAGAUCCUUGUUAACAAUGUGGACUCGAUUCUUGCUGAUUUUCCAAUUGAUCCUAAAUUUUUGGGAUUGACUAUUUUUGCAUUGGUUCCGAAUACAACUGAAUUUUUAAAUGCCAUCUCGUUUGCCAUAGGUGGUAAUGUUGCAUUGUCAAUGGAGAUCGGUAGUGCCUAUGCAUUGCAAGUUGUCUUGAUCCAAAUUCCUAGUCUUGUGGUUUACUCUGUUUUAAAGAAUUUUGUCAAUGUUGAGCAAAUAUUCUCACUAGUUUUUCCCAGGUGGGACAUCAUUGCAACAUUGAUCUCCAUCUAUUUAUUUACAUACAUUUACGCUGAGGGGAAGUCAAACUAUUUCAAAGGUGUCAUUUUGAUUUUGAUUUACUUGGUGGUGAUGAUUGGAUUUUGGUUUAAUGGGAUCAUUGACGGGCUAGAUGAUAGCAUGGGAGAUUAUCUGGUAUCGUGGAGCCGUUGA